Messenger RNA from Cinclus cinclus, 486 nucleotides. RefSeq names its product epithelial membrane protein 1 (gene EMP1). The transcript is spliced from 4 exons. NCBI's taxonomy places the organism in Eukaryota, Metazoa, Chordata, Aves, Passeriformes, Cinclidae. The record is from RefSeq and is a predicted model, not a curated record. Gene Ontology annotation, cellular component: plasma membrane. Bases 1 to 486 code for a protein of 161 amino acids.
AUGUUGGUGCUACUGGCUGGUAUCUUUGUGGUUCACAUUGCCACUGUCAUCAUGCUCUUUGUCUCCACCAUUGCCAACGUUUGGAUGGUGGGCUCUUCCAACUUUGGAACGAUCUCAACAGGACUCUGGCUGCUGUGCAACAACACCUGCUCUCAGCUGCCAGUUAGCAGUCAAGAUGAGGCUUCCCUCAAAGCUGUGCAAGCCUUUAUGAUCCUCUCGAUCAUUUUCUCCGUUGUGGCGCUCGUCCUGUUCAUUAUCCAGCUGUUCACCCUGGAAAAAGGCAAACGUUUCUACAUGACUGGAGCCGUCAUGCUGGUUUGCUGGAUGUGCAUUCUGACUGCAGUCUCCAUUUACACAGCUCGGUUCACAGGCGCGGUGGCGUACUCCACAAAUCCUCACCAUGGCUACUGCUUCAUAUUGGCCUGGAUCUGCUUUUGCUUCAGUUUCAUCAUUGGCAUCCUCUACCUUGUUCUUAGAAAAAAAUAA